AAAUUCGGCCGUGCCAGAGAGAGUGAUGAACCCAGAGGCGAGCGCGACUUACCGCGCGAUGCUCCUCCGCAGCCUCGAGACGCCGGACGGCGACUACAUCAACAGCCUGAACAUGGCCACGGGCAGCAUCAACUUUACGCACGAGGAGCGCGCGAUCCUCGAGACCAUGUGCUCGACGCCAACGUCGAGCGCGUCGACCAAGUCGGAGCCCGACGAGACACCACCGCCGCCCAAGCCCGUCAACAAGCAACAACUAGCAGUCCAGCGCCACCGGAAGCGCCGCCAAAAUGAAUUUGCCUACCUCAAGCAGGCGGUCGUCGACCUCCAAGCGCAGCUCGUGUCGCUAAACCAGAGCCGCGAGCUGCGGGAGCUGCUGGACCCGCCGUCGCGCUGGGAAAAACUCGCCAAGGAAGAGCGCAAGCGCGGACAAGAGUCGGUGGUCGAAAACAAGCAGCUCAAGGAGGCCAUUGAGGAGCAGGUCCAGUUUGCCGAGUGCCUCGUCAACAUUGUGCGCAAGAAGCCACGGCUGGCCCACCUCUCGACCGAGCAGCAGGACUUGUGGAAGCAGAUGAAGCUCGUGGCCGACCCGGCGAUCCGGUCGGUUGCGAUUCACGCGAUUCUGGACCGCGAAUUUGAAAAAAUCGACUCGGCGUUCAUCGAAGCCGGGCUCCUCGAGGACGACAUGCCACCCAAGCGCCGGCACGUGCCCCGCUUCGAGCACGGCAUGCUCGAGAUCGAGACGACGCUCUGCGCGCACUUUGAAGCGCCGUGCGACAUCGUCACCACCGGUGUCUGGGACGUCUUCCGCGGGCUCGUCGAGCUCAUCGGGGUCCAUGGCACGUACGCGCCGCUCACAGUCAUGGAGGACAACGUCGCGUACAUCGCAGCCGUGCGUCCGUAUGGUCUUGGCGUCAUUGAACGCCGCAUCCUGAUCAAGAAGUACUCGGAUGUGCCGGGUCGGGCCGUCUUUGUGACGCGGGGCAUCCACGAAGACGAGUGCUUUCCCGUCAGAGACGGUCACGCCGUCACGAACGAGGUGUCGUGGACAACGGUCGAGGUGUCCCCGACGUCACCGGGCGUCACAAUCGUCAAGCACUUCCAGAAGCUCAAGCCCGCGCUCUCCGAGUACAAGACGAUGGAGGAAGCAGUGCCGAUCUCCAAGUACAUCAUGGAGGCCUACUCGCGCAAUUCGAUCGGAACAGGCCAAACGAUCCGCGAGUACAUUGCGAAACUCCAAGCCGCCGCCAUGACCCCGUCUCUGGUUUCCUUGUAAGAUGCGGUAAAAGGACGCUUAAUUUAUUCCAUUUGCAUCCUACACGAAC
Messenger RNA from Saprolegnia parasitica CBS 223.65, 1322 nucleotides. RefSeq lists its product as hypothetical. The record is from RefSeq and is a predicted model, not a curated record. NCBI's taxonomy places the organism in Eukaryota, Oomycota, Saprolegniomycetes, Saprolegniales, Saprolegniaceae. The coding region runs from base 26 to 1273 and encodes 415 amino acids. The transcript has a single exon.